Messenger RNA from Triticum aestivum (bread wheat), 5176 nucleotides. Its product is annotated as structural maintenance of chromosomes flexible hinge domain-containing protein GMI1. Bases 241 to 4968 code for a protein of 1575 amino acids. NCBI's taxonomy places the organism in Eukaryota, Viridiplantae, Streptophyta, Magnoliopsida, Poales, Poaceae. The transcript is spliced from 38 exons. The record is from RefSeq and is a predicted model, not a curated record.
CCUUCCCAGCAUUCAAAACCCCCAGCUGCUUCCUGCGCCAAGGGCUUUUCCAUCGCCUCCUCCUCCUCACCAAACGUGCUUCCCUUUGGGGUUUUCUCAUUGGUGCGUGCGUUUUGGAUUCCCUUCCCCUUCCCACCCCGCUCCCCCUUUUCGAUUGUGCCGCGCGAGAGAAAUCGCAUUUUUUUGGGGGUGGAUUUCGCUCAUCGGUUUCUUGCCCUGGUCCCGUUGGCUGAUGUGAAGAUGGCGAGCAGCGCAUCCGAGAAGUGGGCUGUGGUGCAAUACGGACACCACGGUCCUGCAACCAAAGUCUACCAGUUUCAGAUCCUGUUGCCAAAUGGCACAAGCACCAGCCUUAAGCUGCGCGAUCCUGGAGAAGAGAUGCCGCUUCCUGAUUUCUUACAUCGUAUUCGGGAAGAGUUGGGCGAUGCCUCCUCACAUUGUGGUCAAAGGCGGGGAAUUGAAUGGGAUGGCGAUGUUUAUCUAGAGGACCUGCUGGACAGAAAGAUAGACAAGAAAGUGCAGUUCAGUGAUUUUGUCACUAAGGGUACUAACAUAUUAAGACUUCAGGAUGGUGAAGAAUUUGUCAGGACAUAUGAGAAUAUGUGGGACCUUACACCUCCGACUGAACUGCUUCAAGAGCUUCCGGCAGAAUAUAGCACUGAGAGUGCUCUUGCAGACCUUGUUGACAACUCAUUACAGGCUUUGUGGUCAAAUGGUAGCAAAGAAAUAAAGUUAAUCAGGAUAACUGUUGAUGGAGAAAAGAUUGUGGUUUUUGAUACUGGUAGGGGGAUGGACGGUUCAGAAGAUAAUUCUAUCUCUAAAUGGGGUACAAUGGGUUCUUCUAACCACAGAGUAUUUCGGAAACAAGGUAUCGGCGGGAAAGCGCCAUACUUAGUGCCUUUCUUUGGCAUGUUUGGCUAUGGUGGAACUAUUGCAUCGAUGCAUCUUGGAAGAACUGCCAUAGUUUCUUCUAAAACUAAGGAAUCAAGGAAAGUGUUUACCUUGCAUCUUUCGAGGGAGGCUCUGUUGGAGAAGUCUUCAUCUAAACUCAGCUGGAAGACUGCUGGAGGAGUUAGAGAUCCAUCUGAAGAAGAGUUGGCACUGUCGCCACAUCGAAGUUUUACACAGGUGGAAAUCCACGGCUUGAAUAGGCACUUGGAGCCAGCUAAACUUCGAGGAUUUCUGAAGGACAUAUAUUUUCCAUAUAUACAGUAUGACGAGGAUAAUGGAUCUGCGAGUACAAGGAGGCCAGUUCAAUUUGAGGUGAAUGGUGUAGAUUUAGCAGAAAUACAGGAAAGUGAAGUGACACUUACUAAUCUGCACUCUUCUAAUGGUCCUGAUUUCGAUCUGCAUCUAAAAUUUGCUUGUACUUCAACAAAUGCAGCUAGUCGCCAAGCACAUGCUCGGAUCAAGUGUGUAUACUUUCCAAUUGUCAAGGGAAAAGAAUCUAUCGAUUCUAUUUUAGAAAAGUUAAGCGAAAAUGCCUUGGGGGUGAAAGAAAACUUUGACAAUUUUUCACGUGUGUCAGUCCGCCGACUUGGCCGGUUACUCCCUGAUGCAAGAUGGGGUUCUCUUCCUUUCAUGGAACCUAAACAGAGUAAAGGACAAAAGGCUGAACUCCUGAAGCGAUGCUGCAAGAGAGUGAAAUGCUUUGUUGAAACGGAUGCGGGUUUUAAUCCAACUCUUUCUAAGACUGAUUUAGCACAACACGAUGUUUUUACUAAGGCACUUCGCUGCUUUGAUGGCAGUUGUCGUAAUCACAGCUCAGUUGAGGAGGUUAGUGUUGAUGCUCGUAAAGGUGAAAGAUCACUAAAUCGUACGCAAUUGGAGAAGCAGUAUCAUGACUGGAUUAAUAAUAUGCAUGCAAAGUAUGAUGUGGAAAUGGACGGAGGGGACGACGAGCAUACUGUUAUUAUCAACCCAAGCAACAAGGAGCGACUUGGAAUAUCUAAAGAUGUCGAAGUUAUUAGAGUUCACACCUCGGUUAGCAGAAAAGGAAAAACAUGGAGAAGAGGAGAUCAUCUGAAAAUCCAACCAGGAGUAGUUGCACGAAUGAAAAACAAUUUCUACUCAUCGAAAAGCAAUUUCUAUGGAACACUGGAAUAUGUUGUUGUUGAAGGACUUCGAGGAGAUAUCUGUGGUGAAGCUCGACUUAUAUGCAGGUCUAUUGAGUGCUCUGGUGAUCAAGGUUGCUUACUCGAGGUAGGUCAAGAUAGUGUGCACCUUAAUAUCAAGGAAUCUUUCUCCUUCCCUAUCAGCGUGAUAGAUGAUAACAAGUGUCAAACCAUGGACGAGGAUUCGUGGUGUCAAAUGCUUAGAAAGAAAAGUGCAAAGGCUCCAGCGUGUAUUGAGGUCUUACGGAAUUCACAUGGCAAUGAUCUUGCUAUAGAUGGGGAUGUACCGUUUGAAAAAGUUAUAACGGCUGGUUAUAACCUUCCACGUGAAAUAAUAGCUGUAAUCCGGCCACAAAAUGCUACUACCUGCUCCACCAGCCUCCUUGACAAGAGAUAUAUUGUGAAGGAUGAUGAUCUAGAGAUGGCAAUGGAGAUUUAUCAUCUGCCUGGAAGCAAAGAUCAUCUUCAUGCAAAGCUUAUUUAUAAAAAGCUCAAGAAACCCUCAUCGCGCAAUAGCAUAAAUGGACUGUAUAUCUUUCAGUUGAGCGAAGAGACAAGCAUGUUUACUAAAUCUGGUGUUUACAGUUUUAUUUUCUCAGUUAGGUGCAGAGAUUCAAUUGUCAUUAAGCAUGAAACGAGGAUAACAGUUCGUCCAAACUCCAAUACUAGACAUUGGCAGUUAUCCUGCGAUGCUGAUUGGUCUGCUGACAAUGCUGUAGUAGAUAUAAGGCUUGGAAUGUCAGUUAGAUGUCUUGCAGCUAGAAGCCAUGAUUUGUAUGGGAACGGAAUUCCUUUCCUUGAUAUACAUAAGGCCGUCAUAACUAUACUUGGUGGUGAUGAUAUUCUGGCUCAGGUUAAGGACAUCAAAGUGGAUCUCUCAACAGAUUUAUUGACUCUGUAUAUCAGGGAUUUUCUGUUCAAAACCAACAAAUUGGACAGAGUAAGGCCGAAUUAUGAAGCGAUGUUAAAGAUUUCUUUAUCUGAUAGUGAACUCUCUCAUCCAUGUAAAGUUAAGCCAGGUCUUCCGUCAACAAUUAAUAUGGAUAUGUCCCUUGCUUGGGAGAAGAAUUUAACUCCUGGAGAAGUUAUUGAUGAUGCCCUUCUAGAGGUGCUCGAUCAUUGUGGCAAUCAUGUUGAAGAAGGGACGGAACUUAUUGUCAAUACUGUUGGAUUCUCCUUUGUAGAUAAAUGCGGACCUGUUCGAAAGGUAAACAGCAAAGGAUUUGUUGACCUACGUGGAAUGCUUAAAGUUGUUAGCGGAUUUGGUUCAGAAGCUUGUUUGACGAUUUUUCAUCACAAGAAAAAGAUUUUCAAUAGAACAUUUCAAAUUGCUAUCAGGAAUUUGAAAGCUGUUAAGGUUCCGGAAAGUUGUCCUGCUGGGACCUUCUUGGAGAACAUAAUAUUUGAAGUUUCUGACUGUGAUGGAGUGAUUGACGAGUCAAUACAUGGACUCCAACAUACACUUAGCAUCAGGUCGAAUCAAUUAAAAGAUGUGCAAGGAGUACAAUAUGCAUUUGAACAUGGAAGAUGUGUUCUUCCUCGUGCACAGGUUCCUAAUGAACCAGGAACAGUCAGUUUUGUGGCAUAUCAUACACAUUUUGCUGACCUGGAAACAAUAAUUCAGAUUCAUGUUUAUGCUCUUGAUUUAGUGCGAGUAAACUCGGAGAACGACUUUGAACCUAUAUGCAGCUACCCAACUUCAUCUCUAUCAAGUCAAGAUCUUUUAUCUCCAAGUCAACUUGCUUCUUGUCAAUCUGUUAGAUACAUUGAGGAUGCUCUGAGGAAAGUUUCUGAUGAGAUUGAAUCAAUUGAUUCCAAUAUACGCUCUGAAGAAGAAAUGAUUAAAUUUCUUGAUUCUCAAAAGAAAUCUGUGGAGAAUCGUAUUGCCAGUCUGAAAGAUGAGAUUGGCCACAGAGUUGGCGCAAAAGAGAUAACUCGUCAUAAAAUUGAAGAGAAUGUUGGUACUGCUGCUGCUGUUCUAUGUAAUCUCUCCAACCGUAAAGCAUAUGCACCAGGGCGAUCUUUCAAGGAUGAAGUUGUUGGUAUUGUUGCUCUUCUCGGAACUGUUGCUAACAGAGAGCUCAGUAGGAUGCUUUCUGUGUAUCUUGGUGAAGACAACAUGCUUGCAGUGGUUUGCAAGACUCAGGACGCUGCUAAUUACUUUGAAAAAUAUGACACUGAAGGAAAUGUGGAUAUUCGCUUUGGUAUUCAUCAGGAAGCAGCUAAACUAGGAGUCCCAAUAAGCAGGAGAUUUCCUAUCAUAUGCCUGGAUGAAAUAAGGCCAUAUAAUGGAGACGUCUUUUGGAACAUAAGGCAAAAAAAGCUAAAUCUGCCUUUUCCACAUUCGGAGACGCCCAAGGGAUUUCGUGGGUUUGCGGUCAACUUGAUCAAUCUUUCUGCAGAGAACUUGGAGAUAAUCACAAGUAGUGGACAUGGUCUCCGUGAAACCUUAUUUUAUAGGCUCUUUGGAGAGCUUCAAGUUUAUGAAACACGGAAUGACAUGCGGCAAGCAAUGCCUCAUUUGAGGAAUGGGGCUAUAUCUUUGGAUGGUGGGAUUAUAAAGGGUGAUGGUAUGCUGCUGCUUGGUUACAGUGACCCGGAGAUCAUAUUUCCCGUCAUGCCUGAUGCUCCUGACAUUCUGGAAGACCCUGAGGAUGUGUUCACCAAAGUAAAAAAGAUGAACGCAGAGAAGAAUGUUCUGGAAACGGUGGAGAACAAGAUAAGAAGAGCUGAAGAGAAUCGGCAGAAAUUGGUCAUGAAGCGCAACAAGAAGAAACGCAAAUUCGACGAGAUGGCGGAGGUAAUGAGCCAGCCCAGUGGCAGCCAGCUUGAUCAGUAUCACCCAGUGUCAUAGUUGACGAAUGGGCUUGUAGCAAUCUAACAAUGUGGUCUACAAAGAUGAUCACAUGGCAUCAUAUUAACUGCUGAACUGUUCUAGUUGUUUAUGAAUCUUGUUCCUCUAGUUUUGUAUGGGAUUAGCUGAUGGACUGAUUAACAUGCUACUAACAAUGCAACUAGGCAGUGUUUGACUAAAUCUAAUGCGUAUCAAUUUACCGCGUUCA